Molecule: messenger RNA, 1524 nt
Organism: Cyanistes caeruleus (blue tit)
Lineage: Eukaryota; Metazoa; Chordata; Aves; Passeriformes; Paridae
Source: RefSeq, a predicted model, not a curated record
AUGACCCACUGUAAUUCCGUGUUUUCUGGAUCUGGAUGGAGAGGGGUCCGCGCCCCGCACGGUUCUUCCCUUAACGCGUCCGACACGUACAACAGCCUGGGGCACCUGAGCUGCUCCCUGUGCAACGCGCCCGUCAAGGGAGAGCUGCUGUGGCAGACCCACGUCCUGGGCAAGCAGCACCGGGAGAGAGUUGCAGAAUUAAAAGGCACAAAACAGACGGCCACUGGCUCAGCUGCUGGCACAUCGUCUCAACCUGUCAAGAGAAAAACAGUUGAGACAGAAAAUACAGACCUAAAGAGAGUAAAAGGUACAGACGCAAAGCCUCACACAUCUUCAUCGGGGCUGCCAGCAGAUUUUUUUGAUGAAGCACAGCAAGACAGCGCCAGUGUACAGCUUUCCAAGGGCCCAGGUCCCAGUUUAUUGUCAGGGAAUUAUGAUGACGAAGAUGAUGAUGAAGAGGAGGAACAAGAACAAUCAAACAAAUCUUCUGUUGUGCAUAAAACUGAAAUUCCACCUCCAACUCAAGAAGUAAUAGCUAAUUCUCUGCCUGCAGACUUUUUUGACACCAAAACUCCAGCUGCUCCUAUAGUUUCCCAUUCAGGAUCCAUACAGAAAGCAGAGAUACAAGAGAAGGUAGUCGAAAGGAAAGAAAACACUGCUGAAGCAUUGCCAGAAGGUUUCUUUGAUGAUCCUGAAGUGGACGCAAAAGUGAGAAAAGUUGAUGCUCCAAAGGAUCAGAUGGACAAAGAAUGGGAUGAAUUUCAAAAGGCAAUGCGACAGGUCAACACAAUUUCAGAAGCAAUAGUGGCAGAAGAUGAUGAGGAGGGACGACUAGAUCGCCAGAUUGGAGAAAUUGAUGAGCAGAUUGAAUGCUACCGCCGUGUCGAGCUUCUGCGGAACCGCCAGGAUGAGAUGAAGGAGAAGUUAAAGGAAGCCAUGAGAUUAAGAGCGGCACAAGAGAAAGAGGAGGAGGAUGUUGGUAGUGAAGAUGAAGAAGAACUGCAGGAUUUGCUGUCCCAAGACUGGCGGGUGAAAGGGGCUUUGUUGUAGCAUUUCUGCAACAUGGUUGAUGCUCUUUUUAUCCGUGGUCUUACUUCCAUAUUAGAAGAGAGAUUCUUUUGUUAAAUAUUUAUUUGAAGAGGAUUGUGAGGUAAAGAGCCAAGCUUAUUAAAAAAAACUUUGUAUAUCUACAGUGGUGUAUUACUUGUUGUAAAAACUGUAUAUUGCAAAUGUUUUACAAUACUGAAUGCACCUUUCCUAUUAAAAUGACCAGUUUCCUACCAGAAGUAUUUUAAUGGGAUUAAUAAAUCUUGUAAAGAGUCUCUAGGCCUUUGGAAGCAUUAGCUCAGUUUGGUAAUUUUGAGACUUGGCUUAUUGUCUGUGAAGUGCAUAGUCUACAAAGUUUUCCCAGACUGGGGUUUAGGGAAAGGAAAAUACUAUGCAUUUAUGUUUUCUUAAAAUUUGUAGGUGCCCUUCUGUCCAUUGCCCCAGCUUCCAAUAAAAUAUGUACAUAUUUUUUUUCAA